Messenger RNA from Eucalyptus grandis, 1411 nucleotides. RefSeq names its product probable aspartic proteinase GIP2. Gene Ontology annotation, molecular function: aspartic-type endopeptidase activity. Lineage: Eukaryota; Viridiplantae; Streptophyta; Magnoliopsida; Myrtales; Myrtaceae. The transcript is spliced from 2 exons. The coding region runs from base 18 to 1292 and encodes 424 amino acids. Gene Ontology annotation, biological process: proteolysis. The record is from RefSeq and is a predicted model, not a curated record.
CAUCUUCAGUGUCAGAGAUGGUGACUCCUCCUCGCCUCUUCCUCCUCCCCUUGAUCGCCUCCUUCCUCUCCCUCUCGUCCUCUGGAACCCAACCUCCUGCUCCUUCCUCUCUUAUCUUCCCCGUCGUGAAAGAUGAGGCAUCCCGCCAAUACUACACCACCAUCGCCCUCGGCACCCCGCCUUCCCCCGUGAAGGCGGUGCUUGACCUCUCGGGCUCAUACUCUUGGUUCGACUGUGCUGCCCACUACAACCCGUCGUCGUCCUCGUCCCACCGCCACAUCCUCUGCAGCUCGGCCAGGUGCAGGGCCGCCCGCGGUGGCGGCUGCUUCAAUGACACGUGCAGUGUGUUCGUGCACAACCCGCUGACGGACGUGGUUAUCGAAGCUGGGCUUGGCGAGGACGUGGCGGUGGUGCACCACACCGAUGGGAUCAAGUACACGUCGCGAGGAGUAAUACAACUUCCUUUCUCUUGCGUGCCUUCGGAGUUCAUGCGCGGCAUCUCUGGAGCCGGCAAUGGCGUGAUCGCGCUUUCCCUCGCUCCAACCUCGCUCGCUACAAAGUCCUCGGCCGACCUCAACCUUCCCCACAAGCUCGCUCUCUGCCUCCCGUCUUCUUCUUCCUCCUCCGGCCACGGCGACUUCUACCUUGGCGGUGGCCCGUACCUUAGGCCUCCGAUCAAAGAGGACAUCUCGAAGUCGCUCCUCGUCACUCUGCUGCUCAUCGAUCCAGUCAGCCAACCGCCCUCUCACGGCUCCGCAUCUCCGUCCGACCAGUACUUCAUUGACGUGACCGCCAUCAAGGUCAAUUUUGCUCCGGUCAAUUUCAAGGCAUCGUUGUUAGCUAUCGACAAGAACGGAAGAGGCGGGACCAAAAUUAGUACCCUGACUCCGUACACGGUCCUCCACUCGACCAUCUAUAAAGCUCUGGUUGCGGAGUUUUCGAGGCAGGCGGCGGAGAAGAAGAUCAGGAGAGUGGAGCCGAUUGCACCGUUCGGGGCAUGCUUUGACACGAGGAGCGUAAGGAGUGGGGUGGCGGGGCCGGAUGUGCCGGUGAUUGUGCUGGUGCUCCGGAGCGAUGCACAGUGGAGGAUCGAAGGGGCGAAUUCGAUGGUGAGGGUAAGCAAGGAGGUGAUGUGCCUGGGCUUUGUGGAGGGGGGGUCAAGGCCGAGGACAGCGAUCGUGAUCGGGGCGCACCAGAUGGAGGACAAUCUGGUGGAGUUCGACGCGGCUUCGUUGAUGUUCAGGUUCAGCAACUCGCUCCUGCUUCGCAACACCAGUUGCUCCCACUCUUGAGGUCGAGGAUGGAGGUUGUUGCAUUCGCUAGUUUGUCCGAUGAUUCUCAGUUGGGUCAGUGUCCUGUUUAAUCAUGAACGUCUGUUUGACUUUUUAGUUUGCUGCAAUGUUUGGACUAA